Molecule: messenger RNA, 1406 nt
Organism: Hordeum vulgare subsp. vulgare (domesticated barley)
Lineage: Eukaryota; Viridiplantae; Streptophyta; Magnoliopsida; Poales; Poaceae
Product: heavy metal-associated isoprenylated plant protein 7-like
Exons: 5
Coding region: 7-1197 (396 amino acids)
Molecular function (GO): metal ion binding
Source: RefSeq, a predicted model, not a curated record
CAUCCCAUGACUCACAUAUAUGUAUGUACACACUGGAGCGCUCCAUGCUCAGAUCAAUUACGAUCGAUCGAGGAACCCGGGCACAGUAUGGCCAAGAGGAGGGCGAAGAAGGCAGCGGCGGCGGCGGAGGGCGUCGUGGAGAAGGAAGGGGGCAAGGCGCCGCCGGUGAAGGAUGCGCCGGCGAACGGGGUGGUGGUAAGCGUGCCAGUCCACUGCGAUGGCUGCGCCAGGAAGCUUCGCCGGUCUCUGCUGCGCCUCGAGGGGGUUGAUGAGGUGAUCGUGGAUCACUCGACCGACACCGUCGUGGUAACUGGCCAGAGAGCGCUGGAGAACCCGAUCAUGGUGGUCGACGCGGUCAAGAGGAGGACCGGGAAGAAGGCGCUGCUGCUGAGCCCAUCGCCGGAGAAGCUGCCACCGCCGGUGAAAAGCGAGGAUACCAAGAAACAGGGUGCAGGGGCGCCAGACAUGAAAAACGACGUAGCGGAGCUCGACAUGGAAAUGGUUGUGGUGCUCAAGAUCGAAUUGCACUGUGAAGAUUGCAGUGAGGAGAUGAAGAGGAGGAUACUCAAGAUAAAAGGAGUGGAGGAGGCCGUGCCGCACAUUAAAUCUUCACAGCUGAUGGUGAAAGGGAUGGUCGAGCCGGCAACCCUAGUAGGAUUCAUCCACAAGUGCACGGGGAGGAAAGCGGCCAUUAUCAGAGCCGAGCCACUGCAUGAGGAUACGCCGGCGGCAGCCAUGGAUGAGGCUACGCCAGCGGAUGCCGGCGCCAAGAACCAAGAAUCAUCCAAUAUUCUGGAAAACAAAAAUGAAGGGGUGGAAGAAGAGACCAAACAAGCGGUGAACGGGGCAGGAGGAGAAGAGGCUGAAACGGAGAAGCCAACCAAAGGGGGUGGAGAUGGGGUUGAGAAGGAGACGGUUAUAGAGGAAAACCAAACGAAGGAUCACCUAUUCAAACUGCAUGUGCCGGCGUCAGUUGCUGUGGUGGCGCCGGAGGCGGAGAAGAUGAUGGCCAUGAACGGCCUCUGCCAGUACAACUACCACCCAGCGGCCUACGCUUAUGCGUACCCGCACUAUGCUUACCAGCAAUACCACCAAUACCCAUAUGCUGGCAAUCCUGCAACGUAUGUGCCGUAUCCGCAGCAUUAUCCGCCACAGACUUUCAGCGAACAGAGCCCAGAAGCAUGCACCAUCAUGUGAUGUAAUGAGCCGUGUGUACGUCGCUUCCAUGGUACUAUAAGCCAUCGUACAUGGAAUAAAAAAUCACGUCAUGUAGUGAACUGUGUGUACCUUCCAUGUUACAAGUCCUCUUAUAUGGAAUAAAACAUCUGGUUACUGCAAUGUAUAAACAAUAAUACAUACUGUAUCCUUUCGAAGAAAGGCAAAAGGUUUACGAAUGUCAUAUUUUA